AUGGAAAAAAAUCCCACUAGUUCUACUUCAUUUUCGUCGUCACAAGCAACAACAUCAUCGGCUUCCACAUUUAUCCCGGAACGUGCUACAACUCCUUUACCUAAAAAGGAGACCCCACCCACAUCUUCCCCAACUAAUACAUUUACAGAAACCGUCAAUCCCACUACAAAAAAAUUGAGAAAGCCCAAAUCAGCUUCGCUUCUCAAUACCUUCAGCCCCAAAAAGAAUUUGCAACACAUAAGCUCACCAUUAGACUAUGAUUAUCAGCUGGCAAAAAAUAAUGUUGAUAAAGUUGUGAAAAUAGACCACUUUGGUUUACUCAGUCCCAUUUCUCCUCUUUCACCAUUAAUUUUAAACUCACCUACUGGCCAGUCAAGCCUAUUAAAAUCUGUUACCAAUGAUUCGGUCAGCACCUCUACAAGCACGAGUUCCCCUUUAAACAGACAAACAGUGUCACAAAAAAGCUCUCUUGCAUCUCAUCAUGAUUAUUUUGAACAGUACCUUUCUGACACAUUUUCGAUUUUAGACAAGCAAGAAUUAUCUUUAAGCUCAAACUUUUCAGUUUCUCAGCGAAAGUGGUCCAAAAGUCCUGAUCCAGAGUUGUUAAAUCCUAUUAUUCAAGACAAUCAGUUUAUGUCUGAUUUGAACUUUAUGAGUGAAGUUUCUCAAGCUGGACCAGGUUCUUUAGAGAAAUCUUCUCAACCUCCAGUACACGGCCUUUUAAAGAAAAACGCUCAGCUAAAUCAACCAGACAGUCUACCUUCUAAUAAACAAUCUAAGUUUAACUCCAAAUCACCAUCUCCUUCGCUGCCUCGGGGCCAGGAUUUCAACGGAAAUGACAACCAUAGGCACAAGGAGUCUACAUCUACCUUUUCAAGUGAAGUAUCAGAGAAAAUGUCUGUAAUGUCACACACAACAAGAGCAAGCAGUGUUUCAUCUGGUUUUGGCCACAGUCGACAGUCUAGCAAAAAUAAUUCCUUUGAUGCUGGCACUUCAACUGCGCCAAUUUCUUUCAAACCUAGCCAUAAGCCUGAAAACUCCAUUGCAGUUUCGGAAAGUCUUGAUGAUGAUACAUUUUUUGGAACGCAAAGCAAAGUUCCUAAACAUUUUCACAAAAAGUCCAACUCUUUAAAUGAUGUUACAAUCAAUCUUACUCCUCCUUCUUUUACCAUGUCAAGAAAAGAGGCUCAAACAAGUGCUCUUGAACAAUAUGAAAACCCACUUCUAACUCAAGAAAUGGAUCCCAACUUAAAGGACUUGGACCAAAAGGGUCUGAAGAUUACUACACCUGUCCCCCCUCCACGCUCUAAAUUCCGAGUGCAAUCCAUUGACAAGGAGCAUACUGGCCCAUAUUCAAAUCUUCCAUCAAUCCCCAAAAAUGAGGUUCCACCUACUCCAAAUCCUAGUUUUUAUGACUCAAAUAUUUUUCUCAAUCCUAGUCUACCUACUCCACCCCAAUGUGAUUUGUUGUCCCCCAUGAGUCAAGAGAACUCAGCCUUCUCUCCACUUCAAGAUUCGCUCCACUCGCAGGGAACAUCUGCUGCUUCAUCACGAAAAAACUCAAAAAGUUCCCAAAAAUGUGUUCCUUAUUACUUAAAUAAGGAUUUACCUGAUCUUCCUUCUGAGGGGUCUUCUUCAAGAAAAAACUCUUACAAAAAGUUUCCCCACCUUAAUUUGCCCACCCCCCAAAUCCCCUCUGGAAAUACCAGCCGUACCCCUAGUAUUUGUGAUUGGGAAUAUAUCAAUAACAAUCUUGAUGCAAUUAACAUGAGCAUUUGUAAAUGGGAUCAGAGUCAAAACAGUAGCAACGAUAUGCAUAGUUCAAACACCCCUAAGAAGUCAUCAUCGCAUAAUUUGGUUGCAUCUGAAUCAAAACCACCUGGCUUUGUCUCGCAGGUCCCUCCUAGAGCCAUCGACAUUAGCAGCAUGGAGCGAAGCCCUCCUUCAAAAAAUUCGCAUUCAACUCAAAAGCAUUCUUUGAAAGGUUACGAUCUUACAGGUCAAGUUUAUGGUAAAUCUAAGCACCUGAAACAAAAAAGUAUAUCAGCAAUCACCUCAAGUCAAGGCUACAACUACUUGACUACACUUGUUCCUCCUCCUGUAAUUACUGAUUUUGGGACCUCAUUUGGUGCUCAUAAAAAAUCGGCUUCUACUGCUUCGAGUCCUUCCAGUGUAUACACUGAGUUUCAAAAAUCACAACCAUCACAACCAAGUAUUGCAUUUCAAGAAAAAUGUUUUUCUAAUGCUGAAUAUGUCUCUAUUUCUUCCGAUCACCAUGGUGAUUCUCAGUCUUUCACUCGUCAGCAACCUCCUCGCUCUAUGAGUGUUCCAACUAUCCCAAUAGACCAGCAGAAGUCGAUUUCAAAAUUUAAAAAAGAUUAUGAAGCCAAGUUCACACAAAAAGAAGAUGAUAUUGAGGAAGAGUCUCUUCUUCCUGCACCUCUUGGUCCUGGUGUUACGCUACUUCCCUCGGCAUCUUCUUCGACCACUUCACUUCAGCAAAAGUUUGGCAAUUAUCAACAACCAGAUUUGUUUCAAGCAAAUCGGCUUUAUCUUUUGGAAAACAAUAGUGCAUCUAGAAUAUCCAGACAAGCAUUUAAUGCUAGCAAUGGUCAACGAGAAUCUUUCACCACCUCGUUCACUGAAGCCAUUUCCAUGCCCGAAGCAAUCAAAGAACUUCCUCAACAACCUAUCUGCUCCUCAAAAGGCUCUUUUUCUGCAUUUACAUCUCCUAGAGCUAUUCCCCGGGGACCCCCCUUUGCUAAGCCUUUUACAUCUAACGGAAAAACUCCUCAAUCUAUCAAUUUGCGAAGUAAAAGUAUUACAGCUAUGACUCCUAACAAACUUGAGAUCCCGAAUGAAAGAAUUUACACAGAAAAAACAAGCAAUUACAUGGAUAAACAGCCAAGAGAAAGAAGUAUGAGCCUGAGCGGAUCAAAUCAUCAGCGAGCACUUUACAACUCCUCAGUAAAUAAUGCUAAAGAAGCUCAAGUUCAUACUUUGCGUAAGCCUGGUUCUAUGAACAAUUUGCGCAAUCCUUUUUCCAGUGUUAAACAAAAUUCUUCUAACGAUGGGAUCUUUGGUGAUUUCCAAGUUUCUCCCCUGACUAAUUCAAAAUCACCCUCUCCUGCUCGAUUCUACAAUGAAAGUCCUUCACCCUUUAGUUCUCCGAAUGCUCCUGAGUUUUUUAUGAAUUAUAAUGGCUCGUGCUCCAACUUAAAUUCUAAAAAAAUUAGUUCAAAUCCAUCUUCAUCUAACAGUACACUGUAUAAUGGAGAAAUAAACAUCAGCACAGGCAUGCUGAACCCAGUCACUACGCUUUAUCCUAAUGAUCAACCAGUUCUACUUAACAAUGGGAGCACUCGUUGGAAAUGGAAAAGACCUAGUCUUUCCAUUGGUAAAAAGCAAUAA
Messenger RNA from Magnusiomyces paraingens, 3411 nucleotides. RefSeq lists its product as uncharacterized. The record is from RefSeq and is a predicted model, not a curated record. The transcript is spliced from 2 exons. Lineage: Eukaryota; Fungi; Ascomycota; Dipodascomycetes; Dipodascales; Dipodascaceae. The coding region runs from base 1 to 3411 and encodes 1136 amino acids.